UGAGCAAGUGGCCAUUUGCUUUCGCUUCUGCCUUUGAUCACACCUGCCUUGGAAUCCAUGGGAGGGUUUGAGGGCCAUCUGUACCCUGGCCUGUCCUUAUUCCUCUAUGGACUUUAUCAUGCAGGACUUCUCUCCAGGGCUGUGACAUGCAACUCCCCUGUCCAAUACCCACCACACCCUCCUUGGAGCAAAGGGAGAUGGGCGAGGUUACGGCAAAUGUAUUAUAUUGGCUUUCUGAAGAUACUGAGUGCUUGCAUUUUAGUAGCGCAAGAGUUGAAUAGCAUUCAUUGGCAGGUGGUACUGAUCAGCAAGAUGUAUCACCAGAGAAACUUCAUGUACCGCAAACAGUGGCAGCACCUCACUCUCUACAUGUCCUUCUUUCUGAGUGGCUGUGUGGACGUGGUCAGCCAGAACCUGCUGCCCACGAGGUGCGUAGUGCUGGAGCAAGGUGCCCAAGCAUUGAGCAUGUGUCUCCUUUUGCCCCUGAUGGUGUCUCACAUGCAGGACGUUGAAGGAGUGGAGCUGCAGACCCACGCGCUGCUCGUCCAGGCCCUGUUUCUGCUGACCCUCGUGGUGACGGCGGAGCUGUGGGCUCCCGAUGUGCUGCUGAUCUGGGUGCUGAAGGCCUUUCUAUACCUCGUCACGGGCUCCUGGCUGAUGCAGAUAGGCUUCGUGCUCUACAAACCCAUCUCCGGCUACAAAUGGAUGGACGACGACAAAAACGACCUGGCGUUCGCCACCACUUUCUUCUGCUGGCACGUGGCCUUCAGUGCCCUCGUGAUGAUCUGGAUCUACGGCGUCUCCGUUGUGUGGCAUUGUUACCUCGGGGCUGAUGCCUGAACCUGGCCGCGCCCAAGGGGUUUCCCGUUGCCUGCGUGCUCCCAGGACAUCUGGAUGAGAAGUGGCGUGAGAAGCAAGCUGCCGGAAAGGAGGCUCAGACAUCCUUCAGAGGCGCCCCACCUUGAGACAGCAGACUGUGGUGGGAUGGGUAUACCUUCUCUCCCCUCUGGCUUCUCUGCAUCUAAUUGGCUGAAGGGUGCAAAGAAAGAUGAAUGAAACAAAAAAGGCACGCUCUGACCUUCACUCUCGGUUCCCUGCGUUCCUCUCCCAUUCCCACCGCCAACCCUAGCAGCCGCUUGCCCUGCGCCUCUUUGCAUCCGUCACUCUGCACCCCUCACCCCCCUCCAUGAGAACACAGCAAAUUUAUGAAAUCCUGUCUUUGGAACUUUCCAUAAAUAUCUUUUACUUAAUCACACUGAGCCCGUCCUAUCUCCUCAUCGUUUCUUAACCUGGACUUCUAGGAUGCUCAUUCCAGACCCAGGCUGUCGAUUUGGCUAUGUGAAGCUCAGAACUGGUCCUGGUUCUUUCCUCUGACCACUCUGAUUCAUCUGACUGGAAGUCAGACCCUUGUGAACAGCGGCUUCCUCUGCAGGGUCUGGUAGGACGCAGUAGCCCCCACACAUGGGAGAAGGCCACAGGGGCCUCCCCAAGUAUGGUGGGGUUCUCCUCCUCAGCGUCUCCUCCCAUUGCCCUGGACCCAUCUCCAUCAGUUUCCAAAUAGUAGACUUACCUGCCGGGCCCCAGCCCUUUCUGGUUCCCAUGGAUAAUAAAGUCUAAU
Messenger RNA from Peromyscus maniculatus bairdii (prairie deer mouse), 1618 nucleotides. Its product is annotated as transmembrane epididymal protein 1-like. NCBI's taxonomy places the organism in Eukaryota, Metazoa, Chordata, Mammalia, Rodentia, Cricetidae. The record is from RefSeq and is a predicted model, not a curated record.